AUGAGCCUCCUGGACGCCGGCGCCCUUGAUCUGGACUACAGCUCCGGGCGGGUGCGCGGGGUGCUGGCGGCCGCCGGCUGCGCCUUCUACCUGGGCGUCUUCGUGGUCUGCCACUGGCUGUCCUCCCUGAAUGCCACCUACCGCUCGCUGGCGGCCCGCGAGCGGGUCUUCUGGAACCUGGCAGCCGCGCGCGCGGUCUUUGGCGUCCAGGGCACCGUGGCGGGGCUGCGGGCACUGCUGCUGGACCCCGUGCUCCAGGCCGACAAGGCGCUCGGCCAGCAGGACUGGUGCUGGUUCCACAUCGCCACGGCGACCGGCUUCUUCUUCUUCGAGAACCUCGCCCUUCACGCGUCCAACGUGCUCUUCCGCACCUUCGACGGCUUCCUGGCCGUGCACCACCUCUUUGCCUUCCUGGGCUUUCUCGGCUCAGCGGUCAACCUCCAAGCUGGCCACUACCUGCCCAUGGUCACGCUGCUCCUGGAGAUGAGCACGCCCUUCACCUGCAUCUCCUGGAUGCUGCUGAAGGCCGGCUGGGCGGACUCACGGCUCUGGAGGCUGAACCAGUGGGCGAUGGUGCACCUUUUCCACUGCCGCAUGGUGCUCACCUACCACAUGUGGUGGGUGUGCCUGGGCCACUGGGCCAGCCUGGCCCGCAGCCUCUUCCCGCCGCACCUGGCGCUCUUCGUGGUCGGCCUGGCCCUCCUCACACUGCUCAUCAACCCCUACUGGACCCGCAAGAAGACGCAGCAGCUGCUCAACCCCGUGGACUGGAACUUCGCGCCCAGCCGCCCCAACGGGCCAGCGCCACCCAAGAAGGCCAGGUAG
Molecule: messenger RNA, 825 nt
Organism: Rangifer tarandus platyrhynchus (Svalbard reindeer)
Lineage: Eukaryota; Metazoa; Chordata; Mammalia; Artiodactyla; Cervidae
Source: the annotation of a GenBank genome assembly